Molecule: messenger RNA, 1194 nt
Organism: Ceutorhynchus assimilis (cabbage seed weevil)
Lineage: Eukaryota; Metazoa; Arthropoda; Insecta; Coleoptera; Curculionidae
Source: the annotation of a GenBank genome assembly
AUGUCCAAAGUAUUACUAAAACUAAACACUUUACCCUGUUUAGGGGGGUACGAAAAUGCAUUCGCCUUAUUCAUCAGAAAGGGGCACCACUUAAGGGGUAAACCUCCAGGGGUUGCCAAAUCUUUACAACAAAAACUUUCAGAAUUAAACAUCAAAGACCCUUCUGUCCAUUAUAAAGUCGACAUUGGACUACCUCCGGUCCAAGUUUCUAGGGCACAACAAGUCCAAGAACGUUUGGACCAUUUAAAACAGCAACGCAACGAUAAGGAGUUGGAAAGGUUGUCUCGUAAUAGAAAAUUAAUUGUUAAUUUGGAAGAAUCCAAUAAGGAUUGGCUUGCAACAGUAGGGCCUCAGCAUUUGAGAAAGAUUGCUGAGCAUUAUGGGGUAUUUAAGGAUUUAUUUGGCGAUGCUUAUUUUUAUCCACAAGUGCCUCUAAAUAUACUCUAUGAUACAAAUCAGGUUUAUUAUGGUAACAUAAUCAAGCCUGAAGAUGCUUCUCAAACGCCUCAAGUCACUUUUGAUAGUGAUAAUGAUAGUUUUUGGACACUAAUAAUGACCAAUCCUGAUGGGCAUUUUAGUAAUAAUGAUAAGGAAUAUGUGCAUUGGUUUGUUGCCAACAUACCUGGAAAUAAAAUCCAAAAUGGGGAAACUAUUGUCGAAUAUUUGCAGCCUUUUCCUCCAAAAGGCACUGGCUAUCAUAGGCACAUUUUUAUUUUAUACAAACAUUCAAAGAAAUUAGACUUUUCCCCUUAUAAAACCCAAGGAUUAACUUUGACUGAUAGAACAUUUAACACAUAUGAUUUUUAUAAGACUCUUCAAGACAACAUAACUCCUGCAGGUCUAGUAUUUUUCCAAUCAGAUUGGAGCCCGAGCCUAAAAACCUUCUACCAUAAUGUUUUAAAAAUGAAAGAACCAAUUUAUGAAUACGAUUUUCCCGCACCUUACAUCCGCCCUCAAGAUUGGUACCCCAAAAGAAAACCCUUCAACUUAUACUUGGACAAAUAUAGAGACCCCAAAGAAAUAAACAAGGAAUUUUUGAUGAGGAAAUUGAAAAACAUACAUCCGUUUAAGGCACCUAAACCUGAACCACUUUACCCCAAUGCUCAGUUCAUAGACAAAGAUGUACCAAGUUGGUUGAAAACUGAAAUCAAAAAAUCCAGGCUGAAAUGGGGCAGAAUUAAUGAAAUUGAAUAA